CUGGGUCAAACAGUACGACCCGGAUUGUUCGGUUGGGGGGCAAUACAGAGAGGAGAGGUGCUUAUGGGUUUUAUUGGAGGGGAAAGAGGAGUACGUCGUUGUGAGAGAGAGAUGAAGAGGUGGGUGUCGGGUUUAUUGGUGGGGAAAGAGGAUUACCUCAUACACAUUGCUCUAUUUGGGGCAUUUGCAGCCCUGUGCGCGAGAUCUGUGGGUCAGCAGAGAGAAAUUGAAACCCUAGAAUGGGAAAAGGAAGAGCUCCAGAAUAAGAACAAGGCCCUCAAGAACACCAUGUGGCAGUGGAAGCAGCACCUCUUCUCUCAAACCUCUCAUAACCCGGCUCUUUCUCUUUCUAGACUCAAAACCAUCUAUGGAGAAGUUGAUACCCAAACCCCGCAAGGGAUGGCCAAUGAAGCGGUUGGAAAAGAUUCCACAUUACAGGCAUCAAAGUUUGUCAUUUGAUUUGUCAUUUUGGAUUCGAAAGAGAGAUGUAUCACUAUCUCGUCUUGUUAGCAAUAAUGAGGUAAGUACUGAUGAUACAUAUUGAUAUAAAUGUUUUGAAAGGGGAACAUUGAGAGAGUACAAGACAAUUGCCAGUUUAUAAACACUGAUGUGAAUCAUCAUUCCCAGGUGUACCUUUUAUGUUAUUUACAAGUUACCCGUUUUCAGGUUAUGGGGUAUCCUUUUUUAUUCAAUUUGGAGUUUUUUUUUGUGGUGA
Molecule: messenger RNA, 715 nt
Organism: Amborella trichopoda
Lineage: Eukaryota; Viridiplantae; Streptophyta; Magnoliopsida; Amborellales; Amborellaceae
Source: RefSeq, a predicted model, not a curated record